Molecule: messenger RNA, 1146 nt
Organism: Alternaria infectoria
Lineage: Eukaryota; Fungi; Ascomycota; Dothideomycetes; Pleosporales; Pleosporaceae
Exons: 6
Coding region: 1-1146 (381 amino acids)
Biological process (GO): proteolysis
Molecular function (GO): serine-type endopeptidase activity
Source: RefSeq, a predicted model, not a curated record
AUGCAGGUACAAUUCAACGUGAAGGAUUUGACCCCUCACCUUUUCUUUGAAACCGAAUCUCUUAUCCAUCCCUUCCAGCAUAUUCGAUUCGAACGGCUCAGGAAGAUGUAUACUCCAGUCCUCUUCGCUCUGAUCUCGUUGGUCGCUGCUGCCCCGUUGACCAGAGUCGACGGCGAAGAUGGCAUCGCUGGCAGAUGGAUCGUCAAGAUGAAGGGCGACGUAGCAACGCAAGCUCACGACGACCUGAUGGCAUCCAUGUCCACCAAACCCGACUACGAAUACGCAAUGCCUGGAUUCCGAGGAUUUGCCGGCAGUAUCUCUGAGGAAGAACUUAUUCGACUUCAGGCUUCUGAGCAUGUUGAGUACAUCGAACAAAACGCCAAGGUCCAUAGCAAUGAGAUCGUGCAACAGUUGAACUCCACGUGGGGUUUAGCUCGUAUCUCUCAUGCCGAGCCGUAUCAAACGAGUUAUCUUUUCGAUUCCAGCGCCGGGGAGGGUACAUGCGCAUACGUCAUUGACACAGGCAUCGAGAUUGAACAUCCGGAGUUCGGGGGGCGUGCUCUCUUCUUAGCCGACUUCAGCGGUGAGGACACCAUGAUCGACGCCAUGGGCCACGGAACUCACGUGGCUGGUACAAUCGGCUCGAUGACUUGGGGCGUGGCAAAGAAGACAACACUGCUCGCUAUCCGUGUACUGGACUCGUACGGUUCUGGUACAACCGAGGGCGUACUUGCGGGUAUGGAGUAUGUUAUUACCGAUGCAGCAAAACGUAGUGAGGCUGGAGAAUGUCCCAACGGUUUCGUGGCCAACAUGAGUCUUGGAGGGCGUAAGAUGCAGGCUCUGAAUGAUGCUGCCGCCGCCAUCGUUGCAGCGGGAAUCUUCCUUGCUGUCGCAGCGGGCAAUGAGGGACGCGACGCUAAAUACUCGUCUCCGGCAUCUGAACCUAGUGUCUGCACCGUAGGUGCUACAGCCAUUAACGAUACGCUCAUCGAAUGGUCUAACUAUGGACCUAUUGUCGACAUUUUGGCGCCCGGCGUUGAGAUCACCAGCACUUGGAUCGGCAAAUCGAUCGAUACAAUUUCUGGAACUUAUGUCAGCCUCAUCGGUGGUCAGAUCCCACCUAUGGCGAUCCAGAUUCGCCAGUGA